Messenger RNA from Funneliformis caledonium, 1886 nucleotides. The record is from the annotation of a GenBank genome assembly. NCBI's taxonomy places the organism in Eukaryota, Fungi, Glomeromycota, Glomeromycetes, Glomerales, Glomeraceae.
AAUCAAACGACAAAAAUACGAAGGCCAUUAAUGCAGAUACUCGCAAUCUUUGGUCAGAGUAUAUUAAUUACCGCGAUCAACGUCAAAAAUUUAACAAGGCCGAUGAAAUGUAUGAUUUUAUCAUUGUUGGAGCUGGAACUGCCGGAUGUGUAUUAGCAAGAGAACUGAUUUAUAAUGUUCCCAAUGUUAAUAUUUUGGUAUUAGAAGCUGGUCCACCGAAUGCACAAAUUAAUGAUAUAAUGCGUUUACCUUGUACUCAUACUUCGGCUUAUCGAGCACGUACGGUAGAUUGGGGAUAUCGAACUGAAAAUCAAAAAAUGACCAGCAUUAUCGAACCUACAAAAGAAUUAUUGAAUAAAGGGUUCCCUUAUCCACGUGGCAAGGUAAUUGGAGGAUGUAGCACCGUAAAUGCAAUGAUUUAUAUGCGAGGUCAAAAGGCAGAUUACGAUAAUUGGGCGGCCCAAGGUCCUGAAUAUAAAAUUUGGGAUUACGAUCAUUGUCUUGAGGCUUUCAAAGACAUCGAAAACAAUACUCGUGAAAACCCUGAUGAAGAAUUUAAAAAGUAUCAUGGAUUCAAUGGUCUACUUAAUGUACAAGAUAGUCCAAACGAUAAUUAUGAGAUUGCAAAAGAUUUCAUUAAAGUUGCAAAAAAUCUUGGCAUUCCUUAUAAUAACGAUUUUAAUGGUGCUAGACAAAAUGGAAUUGGAAAAUAUCAGACCACAACAAAAGAUGGACAACGCUGCUCGUUGGCUGACAGUUAUUUGACAGAUGCAUUGAAAAAGGUUGAAACAUACCCUCCUUUAAAACCAUUAGGAUCUCCUUAUGGAUUGGCGAGUGGCGUUGCAAAGAUCGUUGCUGUUGUUGUUAAAUCUUCUGCUCACAUGUUGAAUAUUAUUUGGGAUGAAGAAAAGAAAGAUGAGAAUAUAGCAAUUGGCGUUAAAUAUUUCUAUGACGGUCGAGUACAUAAUGCUUUCAUUGCUCCGAAGGGAGAAGUAAUUAUUUGUGGUGGUGCUAUUAAUAGCGCUCAGAUCUUGAUGCUAUCAGGAAUCGGUCCAAAAAAUAAUUUAGAAGCAUAUAAUAUCAAAGUUCGUAAAGAAUUACCAAUUGGACGUAAUCUGCAGGAUCAUCCUAUAUGUACGGUUACUGGAAAAAUUUCUAUUCCAGAUAAUAUAAAUGCCUCUCAAUUUCAUUCUUGGUGUAAUGGGUUUAAACUUGGAAUUUUUUAUAAAGGUAAUGUUAAAGGAAAAAUUCCCAGUCGCGAAGAAUUCCUUGAUGAAAAUCCUGAUAUUCAAUCUUAUGUUGGCACUCAUGUAUAUGAUCCUAUUAUUAAUGAUUAUGUCAUUAAAAAAUCUCCACCAAAUUUUGAAACGGUUACUCUGAUCUCUGUUUUAAAUCUCCCAUCGAGUGCCGGACACUUGGAAUUAUGUAGUUCAAAUUCAUUUAUGCAACCCAAAAUAUUUCUCAAUUAUUAUGAAAAACCUGAUGAUUUGUAUAGAAUGAUUAGUUCUUUAAAAUUAUCACGUGAAAUUCUUAAACAACCUCCAUUAAGUACUGAUUGGGGCGUAAAAGAACUUGGAUUUAAUGAUGAAUUUGGAAAAUGGUGUAGUGUGGACGAAGAGAUGAGUGACGAAGAUUGGGAACGAUAUAUUCGUGGAAAGUCAUAUACAUCGUUUCAUCCAUGCGGUACCGUUAAAAUGGCACCAGAAUCUCAAGGAGGAUGUGUUAAUCAUCGACUUCAAGUUUAUGGAACCAAAAAUCUUCGAGUUGUCGACGCAUCAAUUUUUCCAAUUGUUCCAAAUGGUAAUACUAAUGCUCCUACUGCCAUGGUUGCAUGGAGAGCAAGCAGGAUGAUUAAAGAGGAUUAUCCCUUAAUCAGUAAAUUGUGA